AUGGGGAGGGGCGGGGCAGGGCGGAGCCAGAGCCGAGCGGAGCCGCCUGAGGUCGCAGGUGUUCCGCCUUCCCGAACCUGAGCGCUAGCUCUCCGGGAUUAGCUCCAAGCCACCCGCCCCACAGCUGAGGACCGACUCCUGCGAAAUAAUCGACGCCCGGGGGCUGCGCGCCAGGCUGGCUGGCCCGGGCUCGCGGGUCCUCGGGAGCGCGCGCGCCUGGACGCCGCUGCGGACAAUGCUGCUGUACCUGCAGCUUUUUCGUCUAGUGCCGGAACGCGCGGCAGAGUCUCCUUGGGGGCUGCCUGUGGUGGCCGAUAGCCCGGCUUCCUUAGCGAAGGUGGUGAUGGCAGAACUAGCCAACCUGAAGUUAGAAAACAAGCCAUGGCCUGGAGGGACACACUCUCUCCACUACCACUACCUGGCUCUGUCAGAGCCAGGCCCGGGCCUUCCCCAGUUUCUGGCUAUAGGCUACGUGGACGACCAGCCCUUCAUCCAUUACAACAGUCGUGUGGACAGGGCCAAGCCCCAGGCCCCGUGGAUGGCAACCAUGGACGCCCAGUACUGGGAGACAGAGACCCAGAAGCAGAGAGCCUGGGGAAAGGUGCAGCAGGUGGAGAUGUGGACUGUGAUGGGCUACCACAACCAGAGCAGUGGCAUGCACAGCACUCAGCGGAUGUUCGGCUGUGAGAUCAGGGAAGACGGCCAUACCAGCAGCUUCUGGCAGUUUGGCUUUGAUGGUCAGGACCACCUGUCCCUGGACCUGGAGACUCUGAGCUGGUGUCAGCCAAACCUGCAGCUGUGUGGACCGAGCUGGUGGGAGACAGAGCACUGCUAUGCUGAGUAUGACAAGGCCUACCUGGAAGGCCUCUGCUUCUUUUCCCUGUGCAGGUACCUGGAGCUGGGAGGCCAGAGCCUCACCCGGAAAGAGCCGCCCACAGUGCAGGUGACAAGACACACAGCCCAGGAUGGGGGCAUCACACUGAAAUGCUGGGCCCGGGGCUUCUACCCACGGGACAUCUCACUGAGCUGGUGGCUGGGCGAGGAGGAGCUGGUUCUAGAGACUGAGUAUGUGGAGACACGCCCCAGUGGAGAUGGCACCUACCAGACGUGGGUGGUGGUGUGGGCGGCAGCCAGGAUGGAGGACCGGUACACUUGCCAUGUGCAGCACUCUAGCCUGAACCGUAUGCUCACUGUGGCCUGGGAAGCACCCUCUCAUCCGUGGAUAACCACUGCUGUGCUUAUCUCCACCAUCUUCACCAUCACUUUCUUGCCAAUGGCUGGAGUGUUGCUCUUCAUCAAGCAGUACUCUCAAGAUAGGCGGGGAAGAAAAACAGGGGUGGAAGGCCCUCACAGCUGGACAAGCCCUGUAGGGAGAAAUGCUCUGCUCCCAUCCUGGGGAGGAGCAACUACUCUCGAGCCCCUGUCCCCCAUCUAUGGAAAAGCCCAAGUAUCCCCACCCCAUAGCCAUAUAUUGUCCUGAGGACACCGCGGAUCCCACAGCCAGGGAAGACCACUAGGCCUGACCUUGGAAAGGCCCUGGAGGGGGAGAGGGAAUGGAAGGUGGGGACCCAGGACCCCCACCUCUGCCUAACAGUCAAGGAGUUAUGGGGGCAGCAUCCUGACCCCAUCUGCUGGCAUCUGGAAGAAGUGGCCAAAUGCCUGCCUCUUUGUAUAAGUGUGCUCUUGUGUGUAUGUAUAUUUUCUUUUGUAAAGGUGAUUAAAGUGUUGGGGGUGGUGAGGGUGUGUGGUUCUGGGAGCAUGAGGGGGAGGGGGUCCAUGAUGUACAUGCAGGUGUGUAGGGGGUGAGGGUGUAUGAGGAGGUGUGUGGGGUGAGGGGGUGAGGGUCUGUGUGUGGGUGGUAUCUUUCUGUGGAUGAGGACAAAUUCAGAGGGACAGCUGCCCAGGGGCCCGUUAGGAUGGGAAAUGAUAUGGUCAGAAUUUUCCAUCCUGUCCUUUUGGAUGGUUUGAAGUUUUACAAUAAGGGAAAGAGGAGUUUCACCUUGUCCUGUGGAAAUGCUUGUUAAGAUUCUUGUUAAGGGGGGCGCCUGGGUGGCUCAGUCGUUAAGCGUCUGCCUUCGGCUCAGGUCAUGAUCCCAGGGUCCUGGGAUC
This is a messenger RNA of Callorhinus ursinus (northern fur seal), 2109 nucleotides long. RefSeq names its product H-2 class I histocompatibility antigen, Q10 alpha chain-like. The record is from RefSeq and is a predicted model, not a curated record. Gene Ontology annotation, biological process: immune response. Gene Ontology annotation, cellular component: external side of plasma membrane. Lineage: Eukaryota; Metazoa; Chordata; Mammalia; Carnivora; Otariidae.